Messenger RNA from Ceraceosorus guamensis, 750 nucleotides. RefSeq lists its product as hypothetical. Gene Ontology annotation, molecular function: structural constituent of ribosome; RNA binding. NCBI's taxonomy places the organism in Eukaryota, Fungi, Basidiomycota, Exobasidiomycetes, Ceraceosorales, Ceraceosoraceae. Bases 1 to 750 code for a protein of 249 amino acids. Gene Ontology annotation, biological process: translation. The record is from RefSeq and is a predicted model, not a curated record. The transcript is spliced from 5 exons. Gene Ontology annotation, cellular component: cytosolic large ribosomal subunit; ribosome.
AUGUCAGGCGGACAGCGUUUUGGGGUCGUCCACAGCUGCGAAGCGGUGCAGCACAGAAGCUUGGGAAGGGAGGGAGCGGAAGCACUAUGGGGCAUGCCAUUGGGAAUCUUGCAGAGGGAUUGCGGGUUUCCGUCACAACAACGUCCUCCACAACAACCAUUUCCGCAAGAUUGGCAACGCCGGGUGAAGGUUUGGUUCGACCAGCCUGGUGCCAAGAAGACUCGCCGCAACAAGCGUCAAGCGAAGGCUGCUGCACUCGGUCUGCGUCCCGUAAAGUCUCUUCGUCCCGCUGUGCGAUGCCCGACAUUGAAGUACAACACCAAGCUCCGUGAGGGACGUGGUUUCACUGCAGAGGAGAUCAAGGCGGCCGGUCUCGGAAAGAAGGCCGCUCGUUCUAUCGGCAUUCCUUACGACCACCGCAGGCGCAACAAGAGCGAGGAAAGCCUCAAGCUCAACGCUGACCGCAUCAAGGCCUACCGUGAACGCGUCGUCUUCAUUCCCAACAGGAACAAGAAGAACAAGGGCAAGAUUCCCAACGUCAAGGAGCUCGCUACCGAGCGCAACGCUUCUGCGGCAUUCCCCGUGCCUGCCGGCAUCGUUCCCGAGGCACCUCGUGCCAUUACAGCCGAGGAGAAGGAGGGCUCUGCGUACCGCACUUUGCGAGACGCCCGCGCCAAGCACCGCAACGAGGGCGCGAGAGUUGCUCGCGUCAAGAAGGCCGAGGAGGAGGCCGCCGCUGCGAAGAAGUAG